GUAGGUAAGUUCUAGGUAUUAGGUUAUUUUUAAUUAGCAACUAUCGUAGGUGAGUUUACGGAGGCAUGAACCGUCGCAUUCUCUAAUUGGAUUUGAUUAAAACACAGAUUCAAGUGUUGGAAUGGUCUUUUGUAAAUAUGCUUUAUUGUAUACUCUCACUUAUAUUUGUAUUUGAGAAUGUGUUAUCAACACAUUCACAAAAUUCUGUUAAUUGGCUGAAUUUGGAAUCAUGCAACUAUGGAGAUACAGUCGAAAAUUUAUGUAGCAAGUGUGUAUGUACUGCAAAAGGGGUGUACGACUGCAAGGCCAAAGAAUGUGAUAGAGUCCCAGUAAUCUACUUAAAGAAACCAACAGCAUGUCAACCCAACGUAGUAUACAAGCAGGACCUCACAAGUUGUAUAUGCGCAGCAGAAGGCCAAUGGCCUCACAAAGUCUGUUACGAUGUCUUGGGUCAUCUUCCAAUGGAGUCUAUAAAGAAAAAGACAUGUGAACCCCAAGGAUACGUCCAAGUUGAGUGCAAUAUAUGCAGAUGUAAUGACAACGGGGAAGUAGAUUCUACGCGUUGCACUAUCAAUGAAUGCGACGUAAAAAUGCCUCAUUUCAGGAAGAAUACCGAAGGCGAAGCUAGCAAAAAUUUAUUCGGACAGUGCAUAGUGAAGAACUGGUAUUCUUUGGCGCCAUGUCAGUUUUGUUACUGCGUCGACACCAACAAGCUGAUGUGCAGCACCAGUGUGACUCAAUCUAGUAGAGAAGGUCAAAUGAAUUUAGGGCCGACUGCCUUAGUACACUGCGGUCCUGGACUUUUAAAGGAGAUUGCUGCCUUGGUCCCAAACCAGAAGAGGUUCAGAACUAUACUUUCAUCCAACGAAGAUGGAGUUUGGUCGAAUGGCGUGGACGUUAAAACUAGUCGAAAUACGGAGGCAACUACACGAUACAACGUAAAGGUUGAGAAGAAGAUAGAUAAAAGACCAGAUGAUCAGCUUCAGAUGGCUUAUUAUAGUGACGCAGACGGUAAAGAAACCAAAAUGAACGCAGAUGAUAUGUCAAUAGAUGACGGAGCCCUCUUUGAUGCUAAUAGUCCGAGAAUUAGAAAACAUAACGGAGGACCGCUCAUGACCUAUAAUUAUGAUCCUUUGGAUGCAGUGAGACGAUCGCUGAAAUUACUCGAAGCCGGGGAGUGUAAGCCGGGGACUGCUUUUAAAGUUAAAUGUAAUUUAUGUCACUGCUUGAAGAAUGGCAAAAUGCUUUGUACUGACAAGAAAUGUCAUUGAUAAGCUUAUGUUUUUACUAAUAUACAAUCAGAUGACAACCAAAACUCACUAAUUACUAAAUAGCAUAGCGUUUGCUUUUAAUUACUAUUUUUUUUGCAAUUUAUUUCAUUAACGAGUUGUUUUGGUGGUCACCUGACGAUACAUUACAUGCUCUCUUCAUUUUUAUUUCCAUCGCAUAUUUUUUGGUCCCGCAGAAUGAUUCUGUUCAACGGUUAUGAACCAGUUUCGAAACAGGAAUUAAUAUUUGCAAUUUGUGAAAUAACUAGAAAUAAACGAUGCACCUUAUUGCAGAAUUUUUAAAAUGAAAAUAUAGCGUUACUUCAAAGUACCUACUAUAAAUAAUAUUAAUAAAUAAGUACUUGCAAUGAAAACAAUAGCGAAUAUAUUCAGUCCAGUCAUUAUUGAGAUAUUUCAAAAAAUCUUCUCUUCUUGGUAAAAAAGACGUACAAAGUGCUGCAAACGUACUCCCCUUGUGCAUGAUACUUACUAAUGACCCCCGUUUGGCCUAUUUAGACAGAAUGUUAACUACCCAUAGUCUAAUAAAACAUGGUCUUCUCUUCCCAGAGUGACACAAGCCUACGUCACAAUAACAUGGCCGCUAUAUGUAGCGCUAUCGCAUAUUAUCAUAUAGCGCUGUCGCAUGAUGACGUAGGCUUGUGUCAGCCAGGUGACCUAGAAAAGACGGGAAGAGAGUACCAGGCGGAGUAUAUUAUUAUACCAUGUAACUACCGAACCCUACACUGAGCAUGGCCCGACAUGCUCUUGACUUGACCGAUUUUUCUACUAACAAGUUUGGUGUGUUUUAGUAUAUUUUAUACAUAAAAACCGUGUUAGCUGUGUGUAUAAUAAUGUUUCGACUUGACGAUAG
Cydia fagiglandana is the source of this 2139-nucleotide messenger RNA. RefSeq lists its product as uncharacterized. Gene Ontology annotation, molecular function: peptidase inhibitor activity. Lineage: Eukaryota; Metazoa; Arthropoda; Insecta; Lepidoptera; Tortricidae. The record is from RefSeq and is a predicted model, not a curated record. Bases 138 to 1271 code for a protein of 377 amino acids. The transcript is spliced from 3 exons.